Molecule: messenger RNA, 4502 nt
Organism: Prunus avium (sweet cherry)
Lineage: Eukaryota; Viridiplantae; Streptophyta; Magnoliopsida; Rosales; Rosaceae
Product: early endosome antigen
Source: RefSeq, a predicted model, not a curated record
UCUCUCUCUCUCUCUCACUCUUUCUCUCUAUAGGCUAUAGCUCCUCCUCUGCCUUUUCGUCACCAGCUCAGCUCCUAAUCACUACCAUUUUUCGUUUUCGUGUUUCGAAAAAACAAUAAAAACGCUUCACAGAAAUCUGAGGGAAAAACCAAUCAGCUUUUAUCAGAGACGUAAGUGGAGUAGGUCAAAAUUAGGUGCAAUAUGGAAGAAACACAAGUGAGUUCAGAAAUCCCAGUGAAGACUUUUGAGGAUGCCAAAACAACAAAUGCCGAAGCAAUCAAGGAAUCGAAUGGGGACUUGCUACCAGUAGAACAUGAAGGAAAGAAAGAAGAAGAGGAAGCAACUUUUGAUGGAGAGUUCAUAAAAGUUGAGAGGGAAUCACUAGAUGUGAAGGAUGGUUCUCAUCAUGCUGCUGAACCAGCAUUGGUGGAGGACAAGCCAUCGGUUAUUGAGAGAAGCUCAAGCAAUUCAAGCAGAGAAUUGCUGGAAGCCCGGGAGAAGGUGAGUGACCUUGAGCUUGAAAUUGAAAGGUUGGCUGGUGUGUUGAAACAUUCGGAAUCAGAGAAUUCUGAGCUGAAGAAUGAGGUCUUGCUUACAAAAGAGAAGCUGGAAGAAAGUGGAAAGAAGUAUGAAGAGCUUGAACUCAGUCAUAAGAAAUUGCAAGAGCAAAUUGAUGAAGCUGAGGAGAAAUACAGUUCACAGCUCAAUGUUUUGCAAGAGACGUUGCAAGCUCAGGAAGAAAAGCACAAGGAUCUGGUCGGGGUGAAGGAAGCAUUUGAUGGUCUCAGCCUUGAGCUUGAAAGCUCAAGAAAGAGGUUGCAGGAACUGGAGCAAGAGCUUCAGAGUUCUGCCGGUGAGGCACAAAGGUUUGAGGAGCUGCACAAGCAAAGUGGUUCGCAUGCUGAAACCGAGACAAAGAAGGCCUUGGAGUUUGAGAAACUGCUUGAAGUGGCAAAAUUGAGUGCAAAAGAGAUGGAAGAUCAGAUGACUUGCAUACAAGAAGAACUCAAGGGCUUGUAUGAAAAGAUUGCUGAGGAUGAAAAAGUCAAAGAAGCACUCAACUCUACUGCUGCUGAGCUUUCUGCUGUCCAAGAAGAGCUUGCUCUAUCAAAGUCCCAAGGUGUGGAUUUGGAGCAGAACCUCUCUGCCAAGGAAGCUCUUAUAAAUGAACUGACUGAAGAAUUGGGCCUGAAAAAGGCCUCAGAAUCUCAAGUCAAGGAAGAUAUUUCCGCUCUCGAAAAUCUGUUUGUGUCGACUAAAGAAGAUCUUGAUGCCAAGGUUUCUGAAUUGGAAGAAAUCAAGUUGAAGCUGCAGGAGGAAUUGAGCGCCAAGGAAUUGGUUGAAGCUGCACAAAAAACUCACGAGGAAGAGUCCUUAGUUUUACAGGAGAAAUUGGCAAUAGUAACCAAAGAAAAAGAAGCUCUGGAAGCAGCUGUGGCAGAUCUCACUGGUAAUGUACAGCUGACGAAGGAUUUGUGCAGUGAUCUUGAAGAAAAAUUGAAGCUUUCAGAAGAGAAUUUUGGCAAAACAGAUGCUCUUUUGUCCCAAGCUUUGUCAAACAAUGCAGAGCUUGAACAGAAGUUGAAGUCACUGGAAGAGCUCCAUAAUGAAGCAGGAGCUUCUUUUGCAACUGCCACUCAAAAGAAUCUUGAGCUUGAGGGUAUUAUUCAAUCUUCAAAUGCAGCAGCAGAAGAGGCAAAAUUGCAACUGAGAGAGCUUGAGACUCGCUUUAUAGCAGCAGAACAAAAGAAUGCAGAGCUUGAGCAACAGGUAAAUGUGGUAGAGCUGAACAGAGGAAUUGCUGAAGGUGAUCUGGAAGAACUCUCCGAAAAAUUAUCUGCACUCAGUACUACAUUGGCUGAGGUUGAGGAAGAAAAGAAACAGUUGAAUGGUCAGGUGCAAGAGUACCAGGAGAAGAUAAGCCAGCUGCAAUCUUCCUUAGACCAGUCAUCUUUGCAGAAUUCAGAGCUUCAGGAGGAAUUGAAGAUUGCCACAGAGAAAUGUGCUGAACAUGAGGGCCGGGCCAGUACACACCAUCAGCGAAGCUUGGAACUUGAAGAUUUAUUCCAACAAUCUCAUACCAAAGUGGAGGACACUGGUAAAAAGGUGAGUGAGCUGGAGUUGUUACUUGAAACAGAGAAGUUCGGAAUCCAAGAACUUGAGGAACAAAUAAGUGCAUUGGAAAAGAAAUGUCUGGAUGCAGAAGCAGAUUCAAAGAAUUACUCCAACAAGAUAUCUGAACUUUCUUCUGAACUUGAGGCAUUCCAAGCAAGAACAUCUAGCCUUGAAGUUGCACUGCAAGCGGCCAAUGAAAAGGAAAGGGAGUUAACAGAAUCCUUGAAUGUUGCUACAGAAGAGAAGAAAAGGUUAGAGGAUGCAUCAAACAAUUCCAGUGAGAAGCUUUCUGAAGCAGAAAAUCUGUUGGAAGUCUUGAGGAGUGAAUUGAAUCUAACUCAAGGGAAAUUGGAAAACAUUGAAAAUGAUCUCAAGGAGGCUGGAAUCAGAGAAGGCGAGGUCGUAGUGAAACUCAAGUCUGCCGAGGAGCAACUGGAGCAGCAAGGCAAAGUAAUAGAGCAAACAACAUCCAGAAACUCAGAACUUGAAGCGCUACAUGAAUCCCUAGUAAGGGAUUCAGAGAUCAAACUCCAGGAAGCAAUAGGAAGCUUCACUAACAGGGAUGCCGAGGCAAAUUCUCUGCUUGAGAAACUGAAGAUUCUUGAAGAUCAGGUGAAGGUUUAUGAAGAGCAGGUUGCCGAAGCAGCAGAAAAAUAUGCAUCAUUGAAAGAAGAACUGGAUAACAGCUUGACCAAAUUGGCUUCUUCGGAAAGUACUAAUGAAGAACUCAGUAAACAGAUCUUGGAAGCAGAAAACAGAGCUUCUCAGUCCCUCUCAGAAAACGAACUGUUAGUUGACACAAAUGUUCAGCUGAAAAGCAAGAUUGAUGAACUACAGGAAUUUUUGAACUCUGCUCUAUCUGAAAAAGAAGCCACUACAAAAGAGCUUGUUUCCCAUAAGAGCACAGUUGAAGAAUUAACAGAUCAGCACUCAAGGGCCUGUGACCUUCAUUUGUCUGCUGAAUCCCGCGUUGUGGAAGCCGAAACCAAGUUGCAAGAAGCAAUUCAGAGAUUCAGUCAAAGAGAUUUGGAAGCUAAAGACUUGCUUGAGAAGCUAGAUGCUCUAGAAGGCCAAAUAAAAUUGUAUGAAGACCAGGCUCAAGAAACAUCUUCAGUUUCUGAAACCAGAAAAGCAGAGCUGGAAGAGACUCUCUUGAAGCUGAAGCAUCUGGAGAGUAUUGUUGAGGAACUGCAAACCAAGUUAGCUCACUUUGAAGAAGAGAGCAGAAAACUGGCUGAGGCAAACAUAAAACUUACAGAGGAAGUGUCCAUAUAUGAGUCCAAACUGAGUGAUGCAGAAGCAAAAAAUUCUACUGCCCUUGCUGAGAAGGAAGAGACAGUUGAACAACUUCAGGCUUCAAAAAAGACUAUAGAAGAUUUAACGGAGCAGCUUUCUUCGGAAGGGCAGAAACUACAAUCUCAGAUAUCUUCAGUUAUGGAUGAGAACAGCCUGCUUAAUGAAUUGAAUCAAAAUAUUAAGAAGGAACUCCAGCAAGUGAUAUCCCAGCUCGAAGAACAACUCAAGGAGCACGAAGCAGGAGAAGAUGCCUUAAAAUCUGAGGUUGAAAAUCUCAAGGCUGAGGUUGCUGAGAAAUCUUUGUUAGAGAAGUCUCUCAAGGAGCUUGAAGAGCAAUUGGUGAAAACUGAAGCUCAACUAAAACAAGAGGUUGAAAGCGUUAAGUCAGCUGCUGCUGAAAGAGAGGCAGAGUUGACUUCAAAAUUGGAGGAUCACGCACAUAAAGUCCAUGACAGAGAUUUAUUAAAUGAACAAGUUGAAAAACUUCAGAGCGAGAUACAUAUUGCUCAGGCCACUGUUGCUGAAAAGAAAGAAGCAGAUUCUCAAAAGGACCUGGAACGAGAGGCAUCAUUGAAGCAUUCUCUUGAAGAACUUGAAGCUAAGAAUAAAGAAAUCACUCUUCUAGAGAAGCAAGUCAAAGACCUUGAGCAAAAAUUGCAGCUAGCCGAUGCCAAAUUAACAGAAAGGGGUGAUGCCAAUGUAGCCGGAUUGGAAGUGAAAUCUAGGGACAUUGGAUCAACCAUUUCAACUCCAUCAAAGAGGAAGAGUAAGAAAAAGUCAGAGGCAGCACUUGCUCAAACUUCAUCAUCUUCAGAGAUCCAUACUCAUACUGCUGAGGCUUCCCCUCUGAUGAGCAUUAAGUUCAUUGUGGGAGUGGCUGUGGUAUCUGCCAUCAUUGGCAUCAUUCUCGGUAAACGAUACUAGAUUUGCUACUGUGGUUUUUGGUUUCGCCCCUCAGGUGUUGGUGAUAUUAUUUUUCUUUAAUUGUUUCGGUUGGUAUAAAUUAUGCACAGAAGAUUGAAGGCUUGGUUUUUGUGCUUUCAAGCUUAGUUUUUGAGGUUGUUGGUCAAGGAAUUUAUUUUAAUGCCUAU